This is a messenger RNA of Parnassius mnemosyne (clouded apollo), 3133 nucleotides long. NCBI's taxonomy places the organism in Eukaryota, Metazoa, Arthropoda, Insecta, Lepidoptera, Papilionidae. The record is from the annotation of a GenBank genome assembly.
AGUAAGAAAAUCGGAGCAGUGCAGUAAGGUGUUUCGUGCGAGCUUACAAAUUUAUUAUGAUGGUGAGUUACAAGGACAUUUUAUGUGUCUUUAUAGUGUGUUUGCUCACAGAAUAUUGUUCAAGUGGAAAAGUAAACAAAAAACAUGUUCAAGAAAAUCCAAUAGUAACCGUGACAGAAGGCAAACUUAGAGGCGCCGUGGGUACAUUAUUAGAUGGAUCUAAAUACUAUAGUUUCAAAGGCAUCCCGUAUGCACAGGCGCCUCUUGGCAAUCUAAGGUUUCAGGCACCGCUACCAACAAAACCAUGGAAUGGCGUUCGCGACGCAAUCGAACAUGGUCCUGUUUGUACUCAAUACGAUUUAAGUAUAUCAAAACUGAUUGAAGGCAGCGAGGAGUGUCUCUUUGUAAAUGUCUACACAAAAUCUUUAAGUCGUCACGCUAAAAUUCCAGUCAUGGUGUUCAUCCACGGUGGCAGUUACAGUUACAACUCCGGCGACUCGGAAACCUUCAGCCCGGACUUACUGUUGCGACACGAUGUCAUAUUAGUAACUUUGAACUACCGCUUGGAACUCCUGGGAUACCUAUGCCUCGAUACACCCGAGGUUCCAGGCAAUGCCGGCAUGAAGGACCAAUCUGCCGCAUUGAGAUGGGUUAAAAACAACAUAGCUCGAUUUGGCGGUGACCCCGAUAACAUCACUAUAUUUGGAGAAAGUUCAGGAGCUAGCUCUGUUACGUCUCAUAUGUUAUCGCCUAUGUCCAAGGGGUUGUUUCACAAAGUGAUUGUUCAAAGCGGCACAUGCAUACACGACUGGGCGAUCGACAGGAACGCUAAAGAGCGGGCUUUUCGAGCGGGAAAACUCUUAGGUAAAGAAACAAACGACACUAAUGAGCUGUUGGAGUUCCUGCGUAGUUUAAAGCCAACCCUAUUAACGAACCUUGCACAAAAAACAAUGACGUAUGACGAAACAUACCGAGGACUACCUGAGUAUUUUAUCCCGGUCAUUGAAAAGAAAUUUCAUGGAGUAGAGGCUUUUAUGGACGAGGAACCAAUCGAUUUGCUAAUAAACGGUAAAGUGGCCAAGGUACCGCUUAUGAUUGGCUACAAUUCUGCCGAAGAUUUAGUAUUGAUAAAUUAUCUCACAGAAAAACUGGACGUUUACAAUAAGCAUCCAUCCUAUUUCGUCACAAAAGAACUAGCAGCGAAUAUAGGGAGCGAGAAACUGAAAGAGUUUGGUGACAGAGUGAAACAGUUUUACGUAGGUGGCAGAAAUUUAACUAAAGAUGAUCCCGAGAUAAUUGAAAAAAUUGGUAGUGACAUCCAUUUCUUCUACAACACGCACAGGUUCGCGAAUCUGUACAGCGCUUCUUGCCAGCCGAUCUAUAUGUACCGGUUUAAUUACGACACAGAUUUAAACAUUGUUAAGAACGAUACAGGAUUUACCUACUUGAAAGGAGCGAGCCAUGCCGACGACCUUUUCUAUAUGUUUUAUAACUUUUUGAACAAGAAACCGUACGAUGAACAACCAAAAUUAAGAGAAUUGACGCUCAAAGUAACAACGCUUUGGACUAAUUUCGCUAAAACUGGUAACCCCACACCAAACCAUUGCACGGAUGUUGAAUGGCUCCCAUACACUGCAACUGGAAAGGAGUACUUGAAGCUAGAAGAGAACAUGGCGAUGGCAAAAUUUGCAGAUAAGGAUCGUGUGAAGUUUUGGAACGAGUUGUACAAAGAGGCCGGUGUUGCUUACAUUAAAUAAUAUUUUUAAAUUCGAUGUUACAUGAAAAAAAAUUGUAAUUAAUAAUAUUUAAGGAAUAUUUUUGUCGCCUCUUCGAAAAAAAGAGAGAAAUAAAUUGUCUCUCUCUAUUUCUUUUUUAAUACUUUAUUUCCUCAUUAUUGUGUAGCACAGUCCUCUGUUGGUCUAACGCCCCUCUGAUAGUUAGGCUGACAGGUGGAUUGGUGAUUGCAGUACUGGUACGUCUCUCCUCUUUGGUGCUACUCCAUCGGUAAUCUACAUAUUUUAUAUCCAUUAAGAGACUAGACGAUUAUAUUGCGAUCAAUCAGAAGUCACAAGAUAUCAUCAUUACAGCCUAUCAAAUUGCUGCAUAUGGCAUGCACAUGCCAUAGUUGCUACGCUUGGCAAGCGGUUAUUUUUAUUUAGGUGUUAUCAGGAAGAUGCUUUAGCCCAUGUCCCGGUUGAGCUUCCCUUUGUAGCCUCUUACGACACCCACCUGAUGAUAUGUGGUAGUGGAUAUUCUUACACCGCCACUACACUGUUUAAUUUUAUUUUUAUCUACAUAGAUUGUGUAGAUACGUCAUUAGGACGUCUGAACAUCUGCUAUGACCAAAAGUGGAAGGAAUUCGAAAUGUUGAAGAUAUAUAUUUAAAAAAAAAAUAGGGCAACUCUUUAAUAAUUUUAUUUACAAAUAAAAAUUAUAUAACUUUAUAACGAUUAAAAAUUAACAACCAUUACAAAAAUUGUGUUAAAUUAUUCUUAAAUAAACAACAUACCUUGCGUUGUACAUUAAAUAUAUAAAACUAUAAUUAGUUUUUAUUUAUUUUAGAAUUAUAUCACAUUUUAGAUUGUAAUUGACUUGUAGCCCGCCUAAUUUUUAUUUUUAUUUUUUAAGAUUUAAAUCAUUAGGAUCAGAAGAAAAAAUAGUUCAAAGAAUAUUGACUUAAUUUGAGCUUUCCCUUACAUACAAAUAGUAACUGCUCUUUGUUCUUUAAUUAGUAUUGUUAUCGUUAUAUAUCUCGAUCUUUCGAUUUGAUUGAUUGAAUGAUCUUCACACAUUCAUUUUUGCAAUAUGACCAUCACGUGGACUGCGUGCUCCUUGCACACUGUCCACCUAAAGGUUAGCGGAUAUUGCGGCCCAUAGACAUCUACAUCUAGCUUCGAUUAAAAAUCAAAAUGCAGAUACGAUAUCACCCCAGAGGACUAAGAUGGAAAUUCUCAUAUCCAUUAAACAGGGUCUCCGGUUCUUUACACUUUGUCAUCUGCAUUUUGAUUCUUGAUCGAGGAUAGACGUGGAUGUCUCUGGGCCACAGUAUCCCAUCAAGUGGACUGUGUGCUUAUUUGUCACCCUUAUUCAAUAAAAAAACGAACUUAUUUGUAGAUAACAAAGCUGAUUACAU